Molecule: messenger RNA, 3975 nt
Organism: Contarinia nasturtii (swede midge)
Lineage: Eukaryota; Metazoa; Arthropoda; Insecta; Diptera; Cecidomyiidae
Gene: Brd8
Product: bromodomain-containing protein 8
Exons: 4
Coding region: 177-3746 (1189 amino acids)
Cellular component (GO): NuA4 histone acetyltransferase complex
Molecular function (GO): protein binding
Source: RefSeq, a predicted model, not a curated record
UAGGCGACGGCCACUAACAAUAUUCUAUUGUGGUUUCUUUUGCCAAAAUAAAUAGAAUUUCCCGUAGAUAUUAGUGUAUUUAAGAAAUUUUUUUUUUUCCAUUUGUUCGAGAAAAUAACAAAAAAAAACUUGAUUGAAUACAUAGUGGAAGUAUUGAGUACGCGCAAAUCGUAACGAUGGCUUCGGUGCAAGAGCGCUUGCAAAUGAAACGGGUACCAGCCGAAGAUUGGUCGAUAAGUGAGCAAUUGUAUUUGGCAUCGGCAGUAGCAUGUAGCGGAGAUCAAAAUUGGAUGUCGGUUAGCCGGUCAUUAAAAUUAUUUUGUGGUAAUAACAGACCGACCGAUUGGUUUUCGCAAAAAUCAUGUGCCGCCCAAUACGAAAUGCUACUCAAUAAAGUUGAACCAACGAAACGUAAAAAACGAAAUGAAAAAGAAACCGGUCCCACCGUUGUUGAAACGCCAAUUGAACUAAUUGUUCGCAAAUUGACGCAACAACGUAUCGCCGAAUUAAAUAAAUUGAUUCAAGAGGAGCGUGAAGAAUACCAAACUUUACGAAGAGAAAUUGCUGGCAUAACAAACAAUACAUAUGAUGAUAAUGAAUUGCGUGAAAUGCUACAAAAAAUCGAAGCCGAAGAAAAGCAACGCGAACGAGAAAAGCAAAAAUAUCAUCAAUGGUUAAAGGAACGUGAAAUGGAGCGACAUUAUCGAUCAAAUGCCCAUCAGAGUCCGAUUCAUUCGCCAUCUUUAACACAUUUAAAUCAAAAAAUCAAAACCGAAGAAAUGGAAGUAGACGAUCCAAAUGCAAAACAAGGAACAUCACCGUUGUUGACGUCAUUGCUGAAAUCACCAUCGGCCGCACCAAAUCCAUCAUCAUCAAUGUUACAUAAUUUACCAAAUCAACAAACCCGUGUGUCGGCACCGACAAUAACAAAUCUUUUAACCGGAUCGGUAAACAAUUUAUCAAGUUCGUUUUCAGCCGCUCAACAGCACCAGCACCAACAACAACAACAGUUGCAGCAACAACAGGCGAGCACUAAAACAAUAUCAUCGUCAACAACUGCAAUAACAACACCGUAUCCAAUCACAAUGCAUAAUCAACCAUUGACUGGGCCACCAUCAAAUGAUCAUGCAAUAGGAAACAUUACACAGAGUCCAUCACAAGCGGCUCCAACAUUAUCAAUGCUAUUAGAAAAUAAGCAAAAAGACGGUAUGAUGAAAAUACCACCGUUGGCAAAAAUUGAGGCGCAUAGUGCGACCGCUUCGAUUGAUCGAGCCGCAGGCAGUGCUGGUGAUAUUGGCGAGGUGCAAACAAAAAAUGAACCAGCCGAUGUGGAUUUCAACAGUGCUGAAUCGCCCAUAAAAGAUGAUGAACAACAAUUAAUGGAUGUUUUUAAUGGCCUCAUACCCGAUGACAUGGGCGAAUUGGACGACAUCAUAUUAGACGAUCUAAUCAAUGAUGUUCAAGUUGUGGGCGAUACAAAUACAACGGAAAAUUUGGAAAAUCAAGUUAAUUUGGACUUGAAGAACUUUCAAAGCCAACCAACACAACAGCACACCAUCGAAACGACGACCGUAGUCAAAGAGGAACCGACCAGCAACGUAAGUGAAACUGCGUGUGAUUCAACGGUAACUAGUACGAAAAUUGAAGAUCCAUUCGAUGAAUUAAAAAAGGCGAAAAACAAUACCGUUGAAAAUGUCGAAAAAUCAUCAACUGAUAUAACAAGAGAUGAUGAUGACUCCGAUCUAUCGAAUGACACACCAUUGUCCGAACUCAUGAAACAAGAAACAUCAGCCAAGCAACAACGUUCCCAAUUGACGAUAUCAAAAGAGAUUUCAUCGACCACCGAACAGCCCGAUGAAAAUCAAUCGGAUGCCGAACAGCAAAUCGAACAACAAACCGUACCAGAUGACAGCGAACAAGUAACAUCGAAUGAAGAAAAGUUUGAUGUGCCGACAAUCGAUUUGAUUGACAAUCAAAAGUCACCCGAACCACAAGAUGACUUUUUAGGAUCAAUACAAUCGCAACAAUCAAACGAUUUUGAAAUGAAAUCUGAUAUGGAUGAUAAGACGGCAAAAAUUGAAAUUGCAAUGCCAAUCGAUUCAUUCGAAUCGGAUAGCAACGAAGAAAAAUCAAUGGAAAAUAUAAAGCGAAAAAUCGAAGAAUUGUCUGAACUAAAAGAUAACAAUAGCAGUGAAAGUUCACAAGAUGAAAAACUUGAUGCCGACGAAACUGAAUUGCAUGGAGAGAAAACCGAAACGGAAAAUGUGGAACAACCGAAAAUCGAGACCAUCGAUGAUGAUAAUGUGGUUGAAUCCAUUUCGGAAAACACUGACAAUACCGGAAAUGUUGACAAUCAGAUUGAUGAAUCGUUGAAUGAGGUAAAAACAAACGCUGAAAAUGAUGAAAAUGUCGAAACUAUUUCGAAUGAAGAUGAAAUCACUGAUUUAACGCUGAACAAAGAUGAUACAUUUGAACAAAACGAACCCGAAGAGUUGGCAUGUGAUACGGAUGCAGAUCGAAAUGAAUCAACGGAAAGUGAAAAAGUUGAAUGCAUCGAAGCUGAAUCAAGUCAAAUCGAAUGUAUUGAUUCGCCUGAACAAGAACCAAAAGUGGACGAACAAACGGUCGAUAGUACCGUUGCGGAAAAUAUUGUUGAAAUUUUGGACGAUGAUAUGCCGGAUGUAGAUGAUUGUAUGCAAGAUGAUUCGCAUCUAAAAGAUGAUGACGAUGACGAUAAAAUCGAUAGCGAUAUUAUGCAGGCUGAAGCUGAUGAUCUGAUCGAAAUCAAAAGUGAUGAUGAGAAAAUGGAUGAAAAUCUGUCGGAAGAAAAGAAUGACAAAUCAGACGAAUCGAUUGCCAUUGAUGCGAGCGAAAGUAGUACGGUUGGUGAAAGCAAGGAAAAACCAUCGGAAACACCAACAAAAGUUGAACGUAAAGUGUCAACCGACGAUGAAUUGUUCGAAGAUGCCAAGGAAACAUUGGAAAUUGAAGUAAAACCACCGAAACCCAUUACACCGGCCAUCGAUACCGAUGAUGAUUCGCCGAUCGAAGUGGUGAAAGAAGAAAAAAUUGGUGUAAAACGUGAUUAUUCACGACGCAAAAAAGAUCAAAGUCAAAGCGAAAAACGCAACGAAGACACAACACCAAAUGAACCAGAUUCGGGUGGCUCAAUCAGUUCUCGUUUACGAUUAAAAGAUCGUGAUCGUUCCGAAAGUCCAUACAUUGAUGAAGAGAGCGGUGAACCAUCGGCGAAAAAUAAGCGACGCUACUCUUCGACGCCGGUCAUCGAUUCGUUGCCAAAUUCACCGGCAUCCAGUGACGAUCGUGAAUAUCGCAGUUGGAAAAAAUCAAUUCUAUUGUUGUACAAUAGUUUGGCAUCGCAUCGAUGUGCGUCCACAUUUGCCAAACCAAUAACCGAAGAUCAAGCACCCAAUUAUAAAACGAUCAUUUUAAAUCCAAUGGAUUUGCAAUCGUUAAAACGUAACAUCGAUUCGGGCCAAAUUCGUUCAACAAUUGAAUUUCAACGAUAUGUCAUGUUGAUGUGUUACAACGCUAUUUUUUAUAAUGUUAACGAUGACAUUACAUGUUCACGAGCCAAAGAAAUGCUUACCGAUGCACUUCAAUUGAUUGCCGAAUUUUCCGUUACAUGGAAAAAAGAUAGCGAAAAACCGACAGCGGCUAGCAGUAGCAGCGGCAGCGUCACGAAAUCGGUACGAGGUCGAAAGAGCAAUCGGCUUAAUAUUUAAAAUUUCAAUAAAUGCAGAUAAAACACAAGAAAAUAUGCGAGACCAUCAUCAUUUGAAAUAAAAAAAAAAACAUUUAAUUUUAAUUUAAACUAAAAUUCAUGAUGUUUUGCUUGAACUCAAUUACAAAAUUCGAUCAUAGGAUAUGGAUAUGAUUUCUAAGUUUUAAGAUCUAUGGCAUUUAAGUAUAGUCAAACACACAAAUAAAAACAAAAUAAGGUUAAAAUAAUAA